AUCAUUGUCAAAUACACAUCUUCUGGAUUUUUUAGCUUAAAAAAAAAUGAGCACCAAACCUGAUAUGAUUCAAAAGUGUUUGUGGCUUGAGUUCCUUAUGGGUAUGUUCAUUGCUGGCACCCUAUCCCUGGACUGUAACUUACUGAACGUUCACCUGAGAAGAGUCACCUGGCAAAAUCUGAGACAUCUGAGUAGUAUGAGCAAUUCAUUUCCUGUAGAAUGUCUACGAGAAAACAUAGCUUUUGAGUUGCCCCAAGAGUUUCUGCAAUACACCCAACCUAUGAAGAGGGACAUCAAGAAGGCCUUCUAUGAAAUGUCCCUACAGGCCUUCAACAUCUUCAGCCAACACACCUUCAAAUAUUGGAAAGAGAGACACCUCAAACAAAUCCAAAUAGGACUUGAUCAGCAAGCAGAGUACCUGAACCAAUGCUUGGAGGAAGACGAGAAUGAAAACGAAGAUAUGAAAGAAAUGAAAGAGAAUGAGAUGAAACCCUCAGAAGCCAGGGUCCCCCAGCUGAGCAACCUGGAACUGAGGAGAUAUUUCAACAGGAUAGACAAUUUCCUGAAAGAAAAGAAAUACAGUGACUGUGCCUGGGAGAUUGUCCGAGUGGAAAUCAGAAGAUGUUUGUACUACUUUUACAAAUUUACAGCUCUAUUCAGGAGAAAAUAAGAAUCAUCUACCUUCAAGCAAGAAUUAACAGAGAUUGUGGCUAUGCAAAUACACCAAAAAAGGGUGAAACAUACCUGAAGUGUACCUGGUUCUGCCCUUGGAAGCCAUUUCCUGCUCAUGCCACUAACAGCAUGCUGACAAACUGUUCAGAUUCAAGAUUAUUCCAAGCUCAGGGCUCAAAUGUUAUAGCCAAAGAAAGUCUUAUGAUAAAAGUGAGGCAAAUUUCAGCCAAGAAGUUAGAAGAAAUGUUUAAAAGAACAAGAACAAACUGUGGAUCAUGGUAUAUGCAGGCUAUCAGCAGAAGGAUCAGACAAUAAAAUGAGUUAGUGCAAACCAUUUAGUAAAAAUAACUAUCAGCAGAGUUGUUCCAAAUUAAAAAUAGUACUACAAGCUUGUAAAGGAGUUAGGACACGCAAGCUACUGAGCAUAAAAUAUACACUUGCUAUUUUUCAUGAAUUUCUCUAAUAAAGUCUUUGCCUGUUCUCUCUAAUAA
Pongo pygmaeus (Bornean orangutan) is the source of this 1163-nucleotide messenger RNA. RefSeq names its product interferon kappa (gene IFNK). Bases 47 to 670 code for a protein of 207 amino acids. The record is from RefSeq and is a predicted model, not a curated record. Gene Ontology annotation, biological process: defense response. Gene Ontology annotation, cellular component: extracellular region. Gene Ontology annotation, molecular function: cytokine receptor binding. The transcript has 2 exons. Lineage: Eukaryota; Metazoa; Chordata; Mammalia; Primates; Hominidae.